ACUUCCGGUCGGUUCCAUCGUCCUAGUUCCUGGUUGCGUUACAUCCAUUGAAAGGAAAAGGAUUAUUUUCCCGUUGAAACCCAUAAAUUGUGUACAUCCAAUGGAUAAGAUUUGUCGCAGUCAGCUACCGGAUUCAUCAUCAUCCCCCACCCCUCAGGUGCCUGUGAAUGUUAUUUAUGGCUGUCGUGAUCUAAAGUGAUUAAGAAGCUUAUAGUGACUGAAUUGGUGUAGAUAUCCACUAUUGAUUAGCAUUAAAGAAAACUAAAAUCAAUUAAAAGUGCUUGCUCUCGAGUGAUUUUAACCCUCAUUAAUAUUCAAUCUACUUAUCUCCAUUGUCUGCUUACUUUGGAAAUUGCUCGCUGGAAACGGGAUUUAUCUUAACGCGACACGUGUGCUUCCAACAAAUAAAAAAAACCUACCAAUAUAUUAACAUACAAAAUUUGAAACGAUGAUGAUGGCAACUGUCGGCAUGUCGGCCUACGAUAGUGGGCUUAAUUUUCAUAGCUUCGAUGAGGAUUUGAUCUCGGAUUUGCCCUCGUGUGUGUAUGCAAAUCAUCACCAGCUGGGAAUGGCCGCUGCCGCCGCCAGUACGGCUUCGACCAGCGGGGCCGGAAGUUCCAAUCUGCGGCUGAAUACCAACAGUCUGCGGCAGAUUCAGCAUCAGUAUCUGCAUCAUACAGAAUGCCUGGACUCCCCGAACUCGGCAAGUCCGUCUUUGGCCACAUCUAUGGGAAGUCACCCAUACAAUCCAUCGGCCCCGUACAAAAUCCAGCGCCAACAGACGAGUACGGUCCGAGAGCGCAAACGUGUGAUGCGUUCUGCUCCCAACGGCAGCAUAAACGCCGCAUUUGAUGAACUGCGUGGCCACGUGCCGACAUUUCCGUACGAGAAGCGUCUCAGCAAGAUCGAUACGCUUCGGCUGGCCAUAGCCUACAUUGCACUGCUCCGUGAAGUUCUUGAGGCCGAUUACGAUCCCUUGACCUACGUUGAAAAAUGCCUUCGAGGAGAAAUUAAAACUGACCGAGCCAACUGGAAUACGAGUGAUUUGACGGCGCGGUUAUCGUGGAUCAACUGGGAGAAUUUGGGAGUGCAUCCCGGUCGGCGCACUAUCUUGACCUCGCUUGCGUUGGGAUCUUCAUCCGAGAGCUACAGCUGUGGGCCUCCGCCUCAUUUGAUUUGAGGAGACGCCCCGAAUCUACCAACUCUGAUGGGAUACCCCAGCAAUUGGUAGCCAGCGAUUGACCAAGUCUUCCCUGUUCCGAACUAAAAUAAAAAUGUGAAGAGUAGCGCUCACUAAUAAUCCCUGUACUCACCGUCUAGUCCUAAGCGAAGUUGUAGUUUUAUCGAUUGAAUUAAUGUGAUAUUUUUGUUUUCAUUCGGGUUUUUUUAUGAUUUAGUUAUUAAUUUAUCAAUGAAUAAUUAAAAUGUAUCUAGUCUGUUUUUAAAAAGCGUAUUUGUUAACACAAGAAACAUAACUCCUUUC
Messenger RNA from Uranotaenia lowii, 1483 nucleotides. It is a transcript of the gene Fer2, whose product is annotated as achaete-scute homolog 1. The coding region runs from base 449 to 1180 and encodes 243 amino acids. NCBI's taxonomy places the organism in Eukaryota, Metazoa, Arthropoda, Insecta, Diptera, Culicidae. The record is from RefSeq and is a predicted model, not a curated record. Gene Ontology annotation, molecular function: RNA polymerase II transcription regulatory region sequence-specific DNA binding; DNA-binding transcription factor activity, RNA polymerase II-specific; protein dimerization activity. The transcript is spliced from 4 exons. Gene Ontology annotation, biological process: regulation of transcription by RNA polymerase II; developmental process.